AUGCUUAAAGCACCGUCCCGGUCUAUGGCUACAGCGGCCAGGUCUUCACUCAAGAUUGGCAUGUUGCCAGCGGAUGGUAUUGGCCGAGAGGUUCUUCCGGCGGCCCGAGCGGCUAUCCUCGCGCUAGGAUCCUCGGUUCCUAAGCCCGAGUUCAUCGACCUUAUGGCUGGCUUUGAGUACUUUACAAGGUCUGGAACAGCUCUGCCAGACGAGACUGUCGAUGCUCUUAAGAACGAGUGUGAUUGUGCGCUUUUUGGUGCGGUCAGCUCGCCUUCAAAGAAAGUUAUAGGAUACUCGUCGCCUAUCGUGGCUCUGCGGAAGAAGUUGGAUUUGUAUGCUAACAUUCGACCGGUUAAGUCGGUCUCCGUUGAUCCCGCUGUGAACCCUGUCGUAGACCUCGUUGUUAUUCGCGAAAACACCGAGUGUCUCUACGUCAAGCAGGAGACCCAGGUGGUCACUGAAAAUGGAAAGGAAGCGCGUGCAACUCGCCUCAUCACCGAGCGUGCAUCGCGCCGUAUAGGUGAUAUGGCAUUCAGAACGGCUCUCACUCGCCCAAGGAAGCAUGUCACCAUUAUUCACAAAUCGAAUGUUCUCUCCAUCACCGAUGGCCUUUUCCGGGAGACUGUCCGUAGCGUUCCUGGAUUGCCAGAGGUGAAUGGCAGAUACGGGGAUAUCACUAUUGCCGAGCAGCUUGUCGAUAGUGCAGUAUACAGACUCUUCCGUGAGCCAGAGAUAUACGACGUAAUGGUCGCUCCGAACUUGUACGGUGAUAUUAUCUCCGAUGCGGCGGCCGCCCUCGUGGGGUCCCUUGGCCUGGUGCCAUCCGUGAACGCUGGAGAUUCGUUUGUGAUGGGUGAACCGGUUCACGGUUCGGCGCCAGACAUUGCUGGGCAAAACAUAGCCAACCCGUUGGCGGCCAUGCGUUCAGCUGCGCUGAUGUUGCGUCAUCUCGGGUACGGCGAGGGCGCGGACCGCAUCGAAAAUGCGGUAGAUGUUGUGAUUAGGGAGGGGAAGGUGUUGACACCCGAUCUCGGUGGAAAGAGCAAGACCAGUGAAGUUGUCGAUGAGGUUGUGAAACGUAUCUAA
This is a messenger RNA of Coniophora puteana RWD-64-598 SS2, 1086 nucleotides long. Its product is annotated as mitochondrial NAD-homo-isocitrate dehydrogenase LysB. The transcript is spliced from 10 exons. Gene Ontology annotation, molecular function: isocitrate dehydrogenase (NAD+) activity; NAD binding; magnesium ion binding. The record is from RefSeq and is a predicted model, not a curated record. The coding region runs from base 1 to 1086 and encodes 361 amino acids. Gene Ontology annotation, biological process: isocitrate metabolic process; tricarboxylic acid cycle. NCBI's taxonomy places the organism in Eukaryota, Fungi, Basidiomycota, Agaricomycetes, Boletales, Coniophoraceae. Gene Ontology annotation, cellular component: mitochondrion.